Polychytrium aggregatum is the source of this 605-nucleotide messenger RNA. RefSeq lists its product as uncharacterized. Gene Ontology annotation, molecular function: RNA binding. Lineage: Eukaryota; Fungi; Chytridiomycota; Chytridiomycetes; Polychytriales. The transcript is spliced from 3 exons. Gene Ontology annotation, biological process: mRNA splicing, via spliceosome; P-body assembly. Gene Ontology annotation, cellular component: U4/U6 x U5 tri-snRNP complex; Lsm1-7-Pat1 complex; U6 snRNP. The coding region runs from base 18 to 308 and encodes 96 amino acids. The record is from RefSeq and is a predicted model, not a curated record.
CUGCAUAUCCGCCCACCAUGGAGAAAGGUCAGGAUCUGGCUGUCGAGCAGCCUCUGGAUCUGGUCAGGCUGUCCCUCGACGAGCGCAUCUACGUCAAGAUGCGCGGAGACCGGGAGCUGCGCGGAAGACUGCAUGCAUAUGAUCAGCACAUGAACCUUGUCCUCGGGAACGUCGAGGAGACCAUCACUGUCGUCGACAUCAACGAGGAAACAUACGAGCAGAAAAUCCAGACGGUCGUCAAAAGCCACGACUUGCUCUUUGUUCGUGGAGAUGGUGUUAUUCUGGUUUCGCCUCCGUCGCGAACGUGAUUCAUCAAUCUUUGACAAAGCCGUCUUCAUCCCCCAAACCAACGCCCAAUCAUGGCGUGUGCAUCACUCACGAAGUCGAGCCGAGGGCUACUGAUCUAGCAUGCUCGAGCGCUGCAUCUGGCUCAGUGCCUUUGUCCAGCGGCAGCCGGGCCCUCGAUGAAGUUUCCAAAGGCUCCGCACUGGAGAAUAAAAUGAACGGGCACCAUAUGCUGCAUCGUUAUAGUAUUGAUCGCCACUUGCAACGGCAUUGCACUACAACGAGCUGUGACUCGACCCCGUUCAAACCGCAGCACUGGC